AUGGCUUACAAUAAACCAACAAGCGGAGCCAUGAAGAGGUCUGCCUCGGUUCUCGAAGGACCCCCCAUAUGGGGUGAUGUUCCUCCAAUGAUGACCAACUCCCGCUCAUCGUUCCCUCCUCCUUGUGUUCACUUUGCCAUUAUUUACCUUGACGGUGACGGUAAACUUAAGGUUGAUGAAUCAUCUUCUAUUCAAGAGCAAAACUUGACUGUGUUCACCCCAGAAGUUCGCCAGAACUUCCUCGAGAUUCUGGGUGAACGUAUCGGCUACCGUGCCCCUGCUCGCCAGACAAUGGACACAUCUCCUCGUCGGGUGAGACGUCGCAAGGGCAACGCUCCUGCUAUUUCUGUCUGUGAUGACCGCAUGACUGAGCAGGAUUCUGAUAGCGAGGACCUCCCUAGCUCUACCGAAAUGGUUCCUCUCCGCAUUGGAGAUGCCCAAAAGGUCAUGGGCUAUUACGAAGGUGCCCUAAAGCACUUCCAACAGCUGAACUGCCGUAUGGUUGCCAAAGCAUUCAUCAAAUUCAUCGAGCCUCGCAAGCAGGUUCGACACCCUUACAAUGGUGGCAAGGCACCACCAGGAUCCGCCCCCGGUACUACUGGUGACCCAGAAAAGACCAAGCCCGAGUGGUGGCCUCCUGGUGUCAUGCACAAGGAGCCCGACCACUUGAGAAAAGAGCAACGCAUUGAGCUCUUGCUUCACAUUAUCCGCAAGCUCGGCUCUUACGGCAUUACUGCCGAUAAGCUUAAGGAUGUUGCUGGUGAUACCAAGCGGAGCUUGAAGCACGCAUCCCAUGUCGAGAUCAUUUACGAGAUCCUCCGGGUCCGAAGGAUGGAGGAGCGUUUCGAAAGAGGUGAAAUCGGCGCCAACAUGGUCGUCUACACGAUGAUCCGCAGCCAUAAUCCUAAGGGUGAUGAAGAAGACGACUCCGCCACCUCAGUGGCUAUCGAGAAGCCCGAGCACAUCAGCCAUGGAUUAAUGAACCCCACCUCACCAUUUGAGCAAGCAUCUACCUCCUUAACCACACCUAUCGACAAUAUCCCAUCAGACCGCUACCUCCCAGGCAGGUUCUCUAUGGCGGAGCCUCUCAACUUCGAAAAUCCCGCCUGCCAAGGUCGCCACUACUACGCCACACCUCCCCAAUGCUCCGAUUCAUUGUCGCAGCCCAUGCUCAGCACUCCCAUGGCAGCAGAGAACAUCAGCCCCCAUGACGUCUCGGUCUCAGCUUUCGACUACUCCGCUCACAACACCUACCCAAACUCUACUCCAGGAGUAAGCGGUAACUACGAUACCUGGACGCCGCCUUUCCGCAAUAACAUCUUCAACCCUGUCGACUAUGCUACACCGGCAUUUAGCCAGUGUACGCCCCAGCCGUUAAUGAACCAGAUUCCCACGGUAUUGCACGUGCAGCACAUGGCCCAUCUCCAUCCCCAGCUGCCAGACAUGGACUCCAUCCACCGGACCUCUCUCUCUGUCCGCAUGGGAUCGCUGGGCCACCCGCGUUCUAACCGGAUGCUGUCUCCCACACCGUCUAGAUGA
Molecule: messenger RNA, 1539 nt
Organism: Penicillium samsonianum
Lineage: Eukaryota; Fungi; Ascomycota; Eurotiomycetes; Eurotiales; Aspergillaceae
Product: DUF2841 domain-containing protein
Exons: 4
Coding region: 1-1539 (512 amino acids)
Source: RefSeq, a predicted model, not a curated record